Molecule: messenger RNA, 1509 nt
Organism: Mercurialis annua (annual mercury)
Lineage: Eukaryota; Viridiplantae; Streptophyta; Magnoliopsida; Malpighiales; Euphorbiaceae
Product: probable fructokinase-7
Exons: 7
Coding region: 247-1323 (358 amino acids)
Biological process (GO): fructose metabolic process
Cellular component (GO): cytosol
Molecular function (GO): fructokinase activity
Source: RefSeq, a predicted model, not a curated record
GUAUAAAAGCAAUACAAACAUUGUGGGUCGAGAAAACCUCUAAUUAGUCAAGCUUUUGACAGAUCCUUUAGAAGAUCCUCUAAUUCUAAUAGUGUACCAUAUAAUUUCAACAACCUCCUAAUUACUUCUUCAUCUUCUUUUCAUCUUACCGACACCUACAAAUUUUCUUCUCCCAUUCUCUCCAACUCCGCUUUUAAUUUCUUUCUUCACUGUUCAAUUAAGUUGAUCUCUCUGUUUCAGAUUUCCAUGGCUAAUAAUCACAGUCCAGGUGAUUAUAAAGAUGAGGUGUCGAAUGGCAAAAAUGGGUCUCAUGAUAAGAGGUGUAAAGUUGUAUGCUUUGGAGAAAUGUUGAUUGAUUUUGUGCCAACAGUUGGUGGAGUUUCACUGGCUGAAGCUCCUGCUUUCAAGAAGGCUCCUGGUGGUGCUCCUGCUAAUGUGGCUGUUUGUGUUUCAAGAUUAGGUGGCUCAUCAGCUUUUAUUGGCAAGACAACGUUCUGUUGUCUGUCCUUUGUAUUGCAGGUAGGGGAUGAUGAUUUUGGUUAUAUGUUGGCUAACAUAUUAAAAGAAAACAAGGUUGAUAAUUCUGGUGUAUGCUUUGAACCCAGAGCAAGGACUGCAUUGGCAUUUGUUACUCUUAGAGCUGACGGUGAACGUGAAUUCUUAUUUUUCCGUCAUCCAAGUGCAGACAUGCUUCUUAAAGAGUCAGAAUUAAAUAUAAGUCUGCUAAAGCAGGCGAAGAUUUUUCAUUAUGGUUCUAUUAGUUUGAUUGCCGAACCAUGCAAGUCAGCUCAUCUUGCUGCAAUGAAGAUUGCCAAAAAAUCUGGCAGCAUUCUUUCCUAUGAUCCGAAUUUAAGGUUGGCAUUAUGGCCAUCGCCAGAGGCUGCAAAGGAAGGCGUGAUGAGUAUAUGGGAUCAAGCUGAUGUUAUAAAGAUGAGUGAAGACGAAAUCUCAUUCUUGUCUGGAGGUGACGAUCCUAAUGAUGAUAAUGCCGUCUUAAAGAAAUUUUUUCAUCCUAAUCUAAAACUUUUGGUUGUAACUGAAGGCUCAAAGGGCUGCAGAUAUUUUACAAAGGAAUUCAGAGGCAGAGUAGCAGGUGUUAAGGUAAAACCUGUUGACACAACUGGUGCAGGUGAUGCCUUUGUUGGUGGGAUUCUCAACAACCUAGCCUCUGAUCUAAGUCUAUUAAAGGACGAGCAACGGUUAAGAGAAGCUCUUCGUUUCGCAAAUGCUUGCGGUGCAGCCACAGUAACUGAGAGAGGAGCAAUCCCUGCAUUACCCACCAAAGAUGCAGUCCUUAAACUCUUAGACAAACUCUCUACUUAAUGAAAACAUCCGGGUUUACAUCGGCUUUAUAAUUUUAACCUGCUGUAGUAGGUUGCAGUCUUCACAGUUAACAUCCGCUAUUUUGUUUUAUUUUUAUUUGUAUCUUUCGUGUAGCUUCAUUUUCCGUAGCUGAUUUCAAAUGUUGUAGAUUAGAUUAGAUUGAUCAAUAAAUUGACUUCAAAUUUA